Messenger RNA from Lactuca saligna, 609 nucleotides. NCBI's taxonomy places the organism in Eukaryota, Viridiplantae, Streptophyta, Magnoliopsida, Asterales, Asteraceae. The record is from the annotation of a GenBank genome assembly.
AUGACACUCAAUCCUACUGCCUCUUCAAGUGAGGAUCAACCUCCUCCACCACUACUGAGGAAUAAUCCACCCCCAUCAACAUUUAAAAAUAAUCAACCACCUCCACCUAUACCUAGAAAUAACCCUCCUCCACCUCUAAUAAAUCAUUCUCCUCACACUCCGUCUUCACCUCAUGACACCCUGCUCCAAACUGAUGAUGCCAAAAAAGUGGAGAAUAAUCAAGAACAUGUAAUGAUGACUACAACUUCAUCACAGUCUGAGACUGAUGAUUAUGAAGGAUUUGUUGACUUCGAUUUUAUGGAAGAAAUUGUUGUCCCUCUAAGUUUUCUUUACGCUAAUGCAUAUUCUGAGGGAAGAUUUCACAAGGAAGUAACACUGAUAUCGAGUCUGAUGACGAUCAGCUCAAUUUUAGAAAAAGAAAGGCUUUCUUCUCUGGUGGAGAAAAUGAUGGUGAAGCUUGAAGUUCGUCAGCUGCUAGUUGUUCUUUUGUACCUCCUCCCAAGAAAUUCAAGAGAAGAACGUAGAUUACUCAAACUUUCUCAGACCAUUGCAUCAGCUGAUGCUCAAGAGACCAGUAUUCAAGACUUCAAUAUUGAUGUGGCCAAAUGA